Molecule: messenger RNA, 3673 nt
Organism: Vombatus ursinus (common wombat)
Lineage: Eukaryota; Metazoa; Chordata; Mammalia; Diprotodontia; Vombatidae
Gene: NUS1
Product: NUS1 dehydrodolichyl diphosphate synthase subunit
Exons: 7
Coding region: 38-928 (296 amino acids)
Cellular component (GO): dehydrodolichyl diphosphate synthase complex; endoplasmic reticulum membrane
Molecular function (GO): ditrans,polycis-polyprenyl diphosphate synthase [(2E,6E)-farnesyl diphosphate specific] activity
Source: RefSeq, a predicted model, not a curated record
GGGCAGCGGCGGCUGACGGGCCCCGAGUUUCGCGAGCAUGACCGGGUUGUAUGAGUUGGUGUGGCGCGUGCUGCACGCGCUGCUCUGCCUCCACCGCACGCUCGCUUCCUGGCUCCGCGUCCGCUUCGGCACCUGGAACUGGAUCUGGCGGCGGUGGUGCCGCGUCGCCUCCUCCGCGGUCCUAGCGCCGCUCGGCUUUACCCUCCGCAAGACCCCGGCGGCGGGCAGGAAUCACCACCACCAUCACCAUCACCACCACUACUACCACCACCAUGCCCACGGCCGCGGGGCGCCCGGCGCGGCCUCUGCGGCCACCCACCCCCGGCUCCGCUGGCGCUCGGACGGCAAAUCGCUGGAGAAGUUGCCGGUGCACAUGGGCUUGGUGGUCACAGAGGAGGAGGAGCCCAGCUUCUCGGACAUUGCAAGCCUCGUGGUGUGGUGCAUGGCCGUGGGCAUCUCCUACAUCAGUGUCUACGACCACCAAGGUGAGGCGCGGCUGGUGGGGGAAGUACUUGAGGUUGGACAGGAUUUGGAUUGCCCAGUGAGAAAUGAGGAAUUUAGUGGAAAUGACACUAAAGAAACACAAAUUUUAAAUUGCCAAUCAUCAGUGAAGGUGCUGUCUCCAGAAGAUGGAAAAGAAGAUAUUGUGAGAGCUGCUCGAGACUUUUGCCAGUUAGUAGCUCAGCAGCAAAAGAAAUCCACAGACAUGGAUGUCAAUGUUUUAGACAAUUUACUUAGUUUGAAUGGUUUCCCUGACCCUGAUUUAGUAUUGAAGUUUGGUCCUGUGGACAGCACAUUAGGAUAUCUUCCUUGGCACAUUAGAUUGACUGAGAUUAUCUCUUUGCCUUCACACCUAAACAUCAGUUAUGAGGACUUUUUCUCUGCCCUCCGUCGGUAUGCAGCCUGUGAGCAGCGUUUGGGAAAGUGAUCAUUGAUUGCACUGCUUGAAUUCAAGCUUUUGGAGGAAAGGACCCAAGGGAUUCUGAUGUUUACAAGCACCUGUGAUCAAUUCUGUAUACACCCAGUUCACAAUCCUCCUCAUAAUUUAUCGACAAACUCAAAAAAGUGUCUUACUUGAGAGUGAGUGUGUGCGUGUAUAUGUGUGUGUGUGCAUGCGAUUGUGAGUAUGAAAGUAAAUUUAUAAAUGGGAAGUAUUAGAGAAGGAACUAUAUAGACCUGCAGCUUUGAGAAAAUAACACUAUCCAAGUCUGAAAUGUAGGCUUCUCAAAGGCUUCAGCCUCAAUCUCUUCCCUAUUUUUGUGGGGAGGGCAGAGGAGGAAUGAUUGAAGCUGUUUGGUUAUUAUUUGGGGACUUUGAAGGAGGGAGGGGAGAGGCAGGGUUUGGUGGUUUUUUUUCCUAGUGACCAAAAUUUUAAGUUUCAAGAAUAAUGUGUUGACUCUUUCUAUUAAGUGGAAGCAUUCAAAGUUUGAGAACUCUCCAGCCUAACAGUUUGACGUGUUGCUCACAUGUUAUAAGCAUGCACCUUUGGAGUAAAGAGGGAAUUUCACCUAUCAUCAGAUGUCCGUCCAUUCCUGUCCCUUACUGCAUCAUGAACUAGCUGGGUCACUUUAGAGCCCUUGACUUGGUGUGCUUGUUUAUGGUAUGGACUGUGAAGGUCAGGGACAAAAACGUUUUCCAAAAACAUGCUGUUGUCCAGCAAGUAGUUUGACAACUGAAGGGAUAGUAUAUUCCCUGAGACUAGAAAAAGCAGCUUUGGUCUCUUCUUGUUUUGGGGGUAGUUUGUUUUUAAGCAGCAACCAGUGUUUAUAUUAGACCUAAAGUGUCUGACUGUCCAUUUACAAAUAGCAAACAAACGAGGAAAGUUAACAAAGGCAGCUGGUUAUCUCCUCCAGAAGUGAUCCAACAUCUUCAGAAUUCUUCCCUCCUUGGAAUAGCAUAUUUAAGUUCCUAUGAAUGGAGGUAUAAACAGUUUUUAUAUGGCAUUAUGGAAUUUUUUUUUAAAGGAUUGAAGCCUCUGCAGGGAGUUAAAUAUUACCAAAGUCUACAAAAAGAUUGGGCUUAGGUUUUUUGUUUCCUUUCUUGAGAGAGAAAAUAGCACUGGUUUCAUUUUAUUUUUAAAUUUAUGAAUAUCCAUUUUUUUAGGCAUUUAAUCAUUGCCUCUUCCCUCAUUCCUGCUCUUAAAUUAGGCAUAAGUCACUGUUCGGAUUUGCUAUGUUAGUUUUGGGGAAAAUCUGUCUACAAGUGUACAACAUUUGCAUUGGAAUAGGGUUAUUAUUUAAAAUUUAGGUUUCAGAAGCCUAUAAAGUAGUAGUUGAAGACUGGAUUUAGAGAGCAUGGUCUGUAAUCGUCCAACAAGUUCUGAAGCUAUGAAGAAUAAAUGUAUUUCAGCAAUGGGUAAUGAAAUCCCCGCAAAAGAUUUGAAAACACACUUGAAAUAAAAUCCAUUAAAAACUGAAAUUUGCUCAAGUGAUAUUGCUUUGCACUUCAUGUUAUUUAUAUGUUGAAACACUCUGGGUUUUUAAAAUAUUAAUUUAUUGCUGAAAGUUUUGUCUUGAUUGAAGUUACAGCAUACCUCUUACUUAUCCUUUGCUGAUGAACUGCAGAUUAGUAUUCCAGUGCUGUGUUCCAGGUUCUGCUGAAACUUUUUUUGCCUUCAUUACAGAUUGUGAUAUUCCUGUUGACUUGGAGAAAAGCUGGAAAUGUUUUAUUUCAUUUUAAAGGAAAAAAGGAAAGUACCAAGGUGAAGGAAAUUAAUAAUAAGUGUGUUGAAUACACUAAUAAACAAACAUAUUAUGUGCAAUGGAGCAUUAAAAUGAUGUAGUUUAAAUUGAUGAAAGUUACAAGGCUGCUCUGUUUUCUUCAACUCCUUCCUUUUCUUAAGAACUGUAUGUCUUGCAUCUAAAAUAAAAGGAUUAAGCUGUGACCUGAGUAGUUUGUAUAUUCCUUUAGAGAAGGACUAAAGAGAUUGCUUGAAGCUCUGCGUUUAAAUAUGGACAUCCAAAAUCUCAUACAUGGGAGCUGGACUGUAUAACUAGUAUAUUCUUUUUUUCUUUUCUAGCAUUGGCUUUUAAUUACUAGUUAUUAUUCCCAUCAAAAUCAGAAUGAGUUAUGCAUUCUAUGCUCCCAAAAGGAAACAAAAUAUUUAAAGAAAAGCAUUCUUUAAUUAUCUUUCUAGGCAAUUAAAGGCAUUUAAAAAUGAAUCUUUUUAACAAUCCCUGCAGUGGUAAAAUAUCCAAAUUAAAUCACUUAUGGCAAUAACUUGGAGCACAGCAGGAAGUUGAACAUUUUAAUUUAGUUAAGUUCUGGUUGUGUUCUCCAAUUUCUUACAGAUUUCUCAUUACCAGGUUAUGAAGGGAGCUGCUUUGGGUUCUGAUAGUAAAUUACUGCAUAUCGUGACUAAAGCUUAAGAAUUCCUGUCUUUGAGAGAUAGAUGUUAACUUUAUGAACAGUGCCAAAUACACUGUGCAUAUCUACAACUUGAUCUUUGAAUGUAUGUCCUUUGGUUAGCCCUUCCUGUUCUGUGUGAUGGCACCAUGUGUAGAGCCAAUUAAGUCUUCGUGAUAUUCUGUAUGGCUGUAGACUUUGGAAACAUGUAAAUAAUAUGUAAAGCAAGUUUUUAUGAUUAAGGAAUCAGAUUUAUUGAAUUUUAUUAUUGAAAGUUGAACCUGAACCUGUAUGACAAAAACAAACCAAUAAAAGAAUAUAAUCUUUC